CUUCAUGUGUUCACCUCUUCGGUCAGUUUGGCGGCAAAUAGUGGCGCAUUGACAGCUUGAUUUUUUAAUUUUUCUUUUUACAUUUCAAAAAGUGUUUUGUUAUAAUGUUUGAGUGACAAAGGAGGAUUUUUGUUUCCAAAAUCAUUAUUUCUUGUGCUAAAAUGGAUGCCAGGAACAUCGUUUUAAUAUCGCUGCUUUCUUUUGGGUCAUGCGCUCUCAUCAUUCCCGAGGAGCUGCCUUCGCUUCUCUCUGUCGCUUACUCCAACAUACCACCUAUCAAGAAAGGCACUGAUUCUCGAAUAGGCUUCGGUUUCGCAUUCGGCAACCAUGCUGACUUCCAAGUUAUGCUCGAACUGGGCCCACAGACCAACACUAUGAACCUUACUGGACAACCAUUCCCUUCGUCAGGAAACUCAAAGAGACAAGCGCCUUCUGCUCCACCGCCGAAAAUCAACAAAAAUAGAGAAAAGUUCCUGCAAUCAGACGCCGGGAAGUACCUCCAACAAUGGGCUGAGAAGAUGAAGAGGCCGCAGAAGGUGGUGCCCACGCGGCCGCCAGCGCCCAAGCCGGGAGAAGUGCCCAAUCUAGAAGACUCUCUCGUGGAACUAGUCAAGAACGACAAGGGAGAGUAUGAGAUACACCAGCCCGCGCCCGAAAAUAUGCCGUCAAAGGUACUAGACACGUUAAAGAAACUCUACGGCCUGAAGAGAGAAGAAACAGUGAAAACGCAGCCCGAGACCGUCACGCAGAAGAGAAGCGAAGAAGAAGUAAGAAGGAUCACCGAAGACCUGUCUAACGUUGAUUUGGACUGAGGCUUUAAUGUUUUUGGAGGAUUUUUGUAGCGAAGAAAACAUAUUUUGAAUUUAUUUUUAUAGCUGCACGGCAAAGCGAUUCCACCUGAAAGUAAGUGGAGUGGGGUCCAGUAGAAUGUCGACCGACGAGAGAUGAUUACUCAUAAACAGUCGACACAAUUAUGCCGGCCUUUUGGAACUGGAUAUACACAGGCUGAUCUCAGAAUAUGACGCACUUGGACACUAUGGCGGGUUUUAACCUUGUGUGCGGUGUUCGCUAUCUGGGCGGAUAUAAAAUAUAUCCCACCACCAGCAUAUAUCUGUCUGUUUGUUUCGACUGAAUAAUAAUUCGAGUUUGAUGAAAUUUUGUACCUAUUUAGAUAAAUAGACGGGCCUAGAGCUAAUAGGAAUUAAAAUCAGUCCUAAUUAAACCUAGUGUUGCAACAAUUUAAAAAGACAAAGGAUAGAUAAAUUUGCUAUACAUUUCCUCCAAAAAUAUGUUUAGGUUGAGGCUUUUAUAAAUAAACAUUUUGUAUAUAUUGUA
This is a messenger RNA of Manduca sexta (tobacco hornworm), 1335 nucleotides long. RefSeq lists its product as uncharacterized. The transcript has 6 exons. The record is from RefSeq and is a predicted model, not a curated record. The coding region runs from base 162 to 812 and encodes 216 amino acids. Lineage: Eukaryota; Metazoa; Arthropoda; Insecta; Lepidoptera; Sphingidae.